Molecule: messenger RNA, 2280 nt
Organism: Cherax quadricarinatus
Lineage: Eukaryota; Metazoa; Arthropoda; Malacostraca; Decapoda; Parastacidae
Source: RefSeq, a predicted model, not a curated record
GUGGCCGUGUCAGGCCGUGCAAGGUCAGAUCCAUCUCACCACCACACUCACACUGGGCACUCUCAUGGGGCUAUGGACUGUGAGGUGUUUAGUCAUCACGCAGCUCACCCUCCACAUCCAGCUCACCAUCCCCGCCAUGUGCACCCUCACCAUACCCACCGCUGUCGACCGCCGGAUCCCCGCCCUCCGGAUACUGCUGGACGGCCACAACCCCAAGCCACGUCGUCCAGCAACACGGCAGUUGGUGGGGGAUCCUUGCCACCUACAGCAGUAUAUGCUGCUCAUCCAUACCUACCUAUGGCCCUGGACUGUACCCAGACUGGGUCUGUCAACCUGCCCUUGGCACCCAGCAGUGGAAGUAGUGCAUCAGGUCCUCCUUCUGCCCCAUACCACUAUCCUGGACUACCCACUUUUCCACCAUCUGCUUCAGGUAGCAGUGGGAGUGCUGGAGGGCAGCCAGGUAUUGUUGGUUAUGGUUAUCCAGGAGGUACAUUGGUGCCAGUAGUUUCUGGGGGCCCUGGUGUUAUGUAUGAUGGGGCACGACCACCUGGAGGGCAUCUUGAGCAGCCACAACCUCUGCCUAUGUCACAACCAGGAGCAGCGGCAGCAGCAGCAGCAGCAGCAGGAGCAGUGCGGGUGGGACACAGACAGAGCAGCAGUGAUGGUACAGGAGGAGGUGGUGGGGGCCCUGGUGGGGCAGGUGCAGGGGGUGAGGACAGCCCUAUGGUGGUGCAGCACAGCCCCCUAGCCAGUCAUUAACGGCUGGGCUCACCUAGCAACCUGCUCAACAGUGUACUGUGAACAGUGGGCAGCCAGGUUCUGGACAGUGAGACUGAUGAGAGCCUGGCCAGAGACAGCGCUAGGCCAGUGGCCGCACUGUGGUGCAGGACCGUGUGUGCCUGUGUGAUGUGAGCCUGUGACACCCAGAGUGGAGGCUGGCGGGACCCCACCCACUUUCCAACGCAGCUGCCUGGCCAUCCCCCCCUUCCCCAACCUUUCUCUGCUGGCACUGCUUUUAUCUUGUUAUUUAUUACCCGCUGGUGAGGAGGGACCGGCCGUAGGCUGCCCUGCAUGCUGGCUGCUGGGCUGCCUGAGGGCCAGGCUGGCUGCGUUGGCUAAUCCAGUCUCAGGAACUCCCUCCCCCACCGCCACCACCACAUCUAUACUACCACCACCCCUCCAUUUCCCCGUGUACCCCACUCGCCUGACACCCCUCAGUCAUCACUACUACUACAUCCACCACAACAUCCAUCACCACAAUGCCUACCAUUGAUGCAUCAUGUGCAGCAGACACCUACCACAAACCCAUUUAAUGUAACACCUAUUAAGCAUAAAUCUCAAUACUUUGUGGAUGAAUCAGUUGCUAGCAAAUUAUUACCCCUGACCUUUAUGGUACAUCUUUUAUGCAACAUUUGUCCACCUCACACUUGGUUGAUGUAUUAUUAAAUCAGCCCUGUCAUCCUCUUACACCUCUUGUACCGUAAUAUACACCCUUCUGAAGCAUCAGAAAACCAGCAUAGCUCCCUCACCCUUGACACAGUCUGGUACUUGAUUCAAGUACUGGAAACAUGCCUACACCCAGCUGGUGCAUCACCCACAUAACAGACAACUCCCCCACACCCAGCUUGUGGCCAGCUGGAGAAUGCUCAGUCAGAUAGCAGCUUUUAGCAAAUGUAGAGUAUAUUCCAUUCUGUACUUCAGAACCAUAACUAUCAAAAUAUUGUCAUAAAGAAGUUUGCAUCUUUUUAACUCCUGCUGAAUCUAUUGAAUUUUCUGUCUGACCUAAUUCCCUAUAAACAUCAUGCCAAAGACCUCACAAUACCUUCAUUCCUAUAGUGUUUCCUCACCAGUUGUCUACCAGUUUGUGAUUUGGGGGGACCCACCAUUGGCAUAUCAUUUGUGGUGAAUCUUUUAUGACCUCUUCUUUAUUUCUUUAUUUUAUGAGAGAGUAUUUGCUCACUUUUAUAACUUUGCUUUUUUUUAUAGACUUUUUAAGGAUUAUGGGGGUAUUUCUUUUAUAUACAAUUGAUUCCAUGGGUAUUGGUUUUAGUUAUUGAACCAGAUAGUUUGCUUGUUAAUCAUUUUUUAAAUUAAUUUUUUGUAAUAUUUAAAGAUCCAGAAUAUUUCCACCUAUAUUUUGGCUUCACUGUGGUAGUGAAUAUUUUAUAGAGCUUCCCUAUUUAAAUUUCCAGCACUUAAGUAUGUAUACAAGUGUUGAUCAACCUUAACAUAAGAGACGGGAAAGAUACCAGUAUUCUCUUGAUAUUUUUGGUAAAAUUU